Carlito syrichta (Philippine tarsier) is the source of this 900-nucleotide messenger RNA. Its product is annotated as mas-related G-protein coupled receptor member E. The record is from RefSeq and is a predicted model, not a curated record. Gene Ontology annotation, biological process: G protein-coupled receptor signaling pathway. NCBI's taxonomy places the organism in Eukaryota, Metazoa, Chordata, Mammalia, Primates, Tarsiidae. Gene Ontology annotation, cellular component: membrane. Gene Ontology annotation, molecular function: G protein-coupled receptor activity.
AUGCAGCCCAGAGAAGCUGGAUCCCAGGAGGAUGUGACCUACCUUAUUCUCCUGUCCCUCACGGAGGCGCUCACUGGCGGGCUGCUGGGGAAUGGAAUGACCCUCUGGCUUCUCAGCGCCAACGUCUGCAGAAACCCCUUCGCCAUCUACCUGCUGGACGCGGCCUGCGCCGACCUCAUCUUUCUUGGCUGCCACAUGGUGGCUGUGGUCCCCGUGCUGCUCGGCCAGCUGGCCUUCCCAGGCUUUGUGUGGGCCAGCCUGGCCACGCUGCGGUUCUUCUGCUACACAGUGGGCCGGGGCCUGCUGGCGGCCGUCAGGGUGGAGCAGUGCCUGGCCACCCUCUUCCCGGCCUGGUACCCGUGCUGCCACCCACGCCACCUGAACAUCUGCAUGUGCGCGCUCACCUGGGCCCUCUGUCUGUCGCACCUUUUGCUCAGCGGAGCCCGCACGCACGUGUUCAGGGAACCCAGCCGCCAGCCGUGCAGGACGCUGUGGCUGGUGGCAGCGGCCCUGGAGGCUGCCCUGAGCUGUGCCUUGUGCGGGGCCAGCCUGCUACUGCUGCUGCGUGUGGAGUGGGGCGCCCGGCCCCCGCCAGGGCUUCUCUGCCCUGAUGCCCUUGGCCGUCUGCUCUUCCUCUUCUGUGGCCUGCCCUUCGGCAUCUACUGACUGUCCUGGAACCUGCACUGGCACAUACCUCACCACUUCUAUCAUCUCAGCUUCCUUGUGGCCACCGUGCACGGUGCCGCCAAGCCCCUCAUCUACUUCCGCCUGGGCAGCGCCCGGGGCCGCAGGCUGCGGGAGUCCCUCCGGCUGGUCCUGCAGCAGGCGCUGGGGAACAAGGCCCAGCUGGCGGCCGGAAGGGAGGCCUCCUGCCGGGGCCUGGUGGACAUAGCGACCUAG